Salvelinus fontinalis (brook trout) is the source of this 1935-nucleotide messenger RNA. RefSeq names its product surfeit 4 (gene surf4). Gene Ontology annotation, biological process: Golgi organization. The record is from RefSeq and is a predicted model, not a curated record. Bases 181 to 990 code for a protein of 269 amino acids. The transcript has 6 exons. Lineage: Eukaryota; Metazoa; Chordata; Actinopteri; Salmoniformes; Salmonidae. Gene Ontology annotation, cellular component: endoplasmic reticulum; endoplasmic reticulum-Golgi intermediate compartment; membrane.
CAGUCGGUAGAGCAGCUACGGGGGCUAUCGUAGCAACGUGAAGCAUUGUGGGGCAGAGGCGGCCUUCUCUUUAUUGAGACCGGCAAGACUUGCUGAAGUAAAUAUCGGAGGCAGCAGACUUCUGUAUUAGCUAAUUAAUAGUUUCUUGACUUAUUACACUAAGCCUCAGUUUCUUUAGACAUGGGGCAGGAGGAGCUUAUGAGUCGAGCCGAAGAUGUGGCGGACCAGUUCUUGCGGGUGACGAAGCAGUACCUGCCUCACCUGGCUCGGCUGUGUCUAAUCAGCACCUUCCUGGAGGACGGCAUCCGUAUGUGGUUCCAGUGGAACGAGCAAAAGGACUACAUCGAGGCGACGUGGGGCUGUGGCUACUUCCUGGCCACCUGCUUUGUGCUGCUCAACCUCACAGGACAGCUUGGUGGCUGUGUCCUUAUCCUCAGUAGAAAUUUUGUACAGUAUGCCUGCUUUGGAUUAUUUGGAGUCAUAGCUCUACAGACGGUUGCAUACAGUAUUUUAUGGGAUAUAAAAUUUCUGAUGAGGAACCUUGCCCUGGGCGGUGGACUCCUGCUGUUACUAGCGGAGUCACGUUCAGAAGGGAAGAGCAUGUUCGCUGGCGUCCCCUCCAUGGGGGAGAGCUCACCAAAGCAGUACAUGCAGCUGGGAGGUAGAGUCCUGUUGGUGCUCAUGUUCAUGACCCUGCUGCACUUUGACCCCAGCUUCUUCUCGAUCCUCCAGAACAUGGUGGGCACGGCUCUCAUCAUUCUGGUGGCCAUUGGCUUCAAGACCAAGCUGGCCGCCCUGACCCUGGUAAUAUGGCUGCUGGCCAUCAACGUCUACUUCAACGCCUUUUGGACGGUGCCCGCCUACAAGCCUAUGCAUGACUUUCUCAAGUACGACUUCUUCCAGACCACGUCCGUCAUCGGAGGGCUGCUGUUGGUCGUAGCACUGGGGCCCGGCGGGGUGUCCAUGGACGAGAAGAAGAAGGAGUGGUAGGGAGAGGGAGAUGCACAAGCACCACUAACCCCAGGACACACAAGGACCCCCAGGGUACUCGUCAUUUUCCUGACCAUCCACAGCAACCUCUCCCUCCACCGUUCUGUCUCCUCCUUUUCUUUUUUCACAUUUUGUUUUCCAGCUGCUGUUUGUUUUUAUGAGGUCAAUAUGGUCGGUACUGGAUUAUUUUAUACACCUAUUUAUGUCCCCUUUAUUUUGGUGGCAAGGAAAAAGUCAGAUUUUGAAUAAACUGUCAAAGUGCAAAGUAACUAAUUCAUGAGUGAUGGGUGGAUGAAAAAAAUAACUUGGUUCUGUGUUGGAGAGGUAUGAAUAUCACAAUGUAUUUAUGGAUGUUAUCAUAACCUUUCAGAAAGAAACAGUUUUUUGUGAAUAGCUGAAAAACAGUGGUGAGUACGUGUAUCAGUUUGCUGGACAAGGUAGACGCCAAUCUUUUCCUGCUUGUUGGACCAUCUGUGACUUGCUCAUAUCAAUACUGAGACCUCAGGCACUGAAUACGAUACGAUUCUCCCUCACUCUGUAGGUUGCCAUCUUCCCCGCUUUGCAGAAGCCCCAGGCCUCAUCCUUACACACAUCCAGUCCCAUGGCUGUGACUCAUGGAUUGCAAAUGGAGAUGAGUUGUGGGGGAUGUGUGCAUUGUAUACUACUAUUCAAAAUGGUGGAUUGAAGUUGUGCUUGAUUGAAUAUUGAAAGAAUUGUUAGCACCAGAACUCUUUUUUGGGGCGCUUUGUUCUGUACAUCUAGGGCAAAUGCCUAACUAGUAACUGUAUUUUAACAGGGCAGUAGUGGGAGUUUGACAUUUGUGAAACGCCAUAUUCCUCAAUCUAAAGAAGCAAGCAGAACUGAAGAGUCAGCAAUCACCCUGACUUUCCUUUGUUCAGUGUUUUUGCUUUAUACUGUAUAAGGAAAUAAAAAAUCUUGAGUUUA